Molecule: messenger RNA, 297 nt
Organism: Dibothriocephalus latus
Lineage: Eukaryota; Metazoa; Platyhelminthes; Cestoda; Diphyllobothriidea; Diphyllobothriidae
Source: the annotation of a GenBank genome assembly
AUGGCCACUUUGGGAGGUCUCAUUCACUUGCCCUGGAUGCUGGAUAUUCACUGCAAGCGCAAGGAACACUUUAACCUGCAUGUUCCGGACCACGAAAGUGUCUCAGGUUUGAAGUGCACUAUCUGUUGUGAUGAAUAUAUUUCGGUGGAGAAUCGAACCUUGAUAUUUCACGGUCUACUUCUUGCAGGUGAUUACGACCUGGAGGUGUACGGCAGCAGGAAUUGUUCUUCUGGAUUCCGCAGUCUUCUCUUGGACUUUGCAAAGGGAUAUUUCGGCGAGUGUAACCCUGUCAUCUGA